Alligator mississippiensis (American alligator) is the source of this 5668-nucleotide messenger RNA. It is a transcript of the gene HMGCLL1, whose product is annotated as 3-hydroxy-3-methylglutaryl-CoA lyase like 1. Gene Ontology annotation, molecular function: hydroxymethylglutaryl-CoA lyase activity. The transcript is spliced from 9 exons. Gene Ontology annotation, biological process: ketone body biosynthetic process; L-leucine catabolic process. The coding region runs from base 92 to 1102 and encodes 336 amino acids. Gene Ontology annotation, cellular component: endoplasmic reticulum; cytosol. Lineage: Eukaryota; Metazoa; Chordata; Crocodylia; Alligatoridae. The record is from RefSeq and is a predicted model, not a curated record.
CGCGCUCCUGCCACGGGCUGCGGCGCUGCGGGGCCGGGAGGAUGCGCUGAGCUGGCGGCGCGAGCGGAGCCGGGCCGGGCCGGGCCUGGCCAUGGGCACGGUGCCGUCGGCGCUGAAGCACUGCCUCAGCUACCAGCACCUCCUCAGGGAGCAGUUGUGGAGCGGGGAGCCGCCUCCCGCGCAGGAAUACCAGAAGUCUGAACUUCCUGAGUACGUAAAGAUAAUAGAAGUUGGGCCCAGAGAUGGAUUGCAAAAUGAAAAGGUCAUAGUACCAACUGAUAUAAAAAUUGAGUUAAUCAACCAGCUUGCCAAAGCAGGAUUGCCUGUCAUAGAAGUGACCAGUUUUGUUUCCUCAAAAUGGGUACCUCAGAUGGCAGAUCACACAGAAGUAAUGAGAGGGAUCGAACGGCAUCCUGGAGUCCGAUAUCCUGUUCUCACUCCUAAUCUUCGAGGUUUCCAUUCUGCUAUCUCAGCAGGAGCUACAGAAGUCUCAGUAUUUGGCGCAGCAUCUGAAUCUUUUAGCAAAAGGAACAUCAAUUGUUCCAUAGAAGAAAGCAUAGAAAGAUUUGAAGAAGUUGCUAAAUUGGCAAGAAAUAUGAAUAUUCCGGUGAGAGGGUAUGUAUCUUGUGCUUUGGGAUGCCCAUAUGAAGGAAACAUCAAACCAGUUAAAGUGGCAGAAGUCUCUAAAAGACUGUACAGCAUGGGCUGCUAUGAGAUUUCGCUAGCAGAUACAAUUGGUGUGGGGACUCCCGGAAGUAUGAAAAGAAUGUUGGAAGCUGUUAUGAAGGAAAUCCCACUGACUGCUCUUGCUGUUCACUGUCAUGACACAUAUGGCCAGGCUUUAGCCAAUAUUCUCACAGCUAUGCAGAUGGGAGUUAGUGUUGUGGAUUCUGCUGUUGCUGGAUUAGGUGGUUGUCCCUAUGCAAAGGGUGCUACUGGAAAUGUAGCCACUGAAGAUGUGAUAUACAUGCUUAAUGGUUUGGGGAUUAAUACGGGAGUGAAUCUUUAUAAGGUGAUAGAAGCUGGGAACUUCAUCUGCACAGCUUUAAGCAGGAAAACAAAUUCUAAAGUUGCACAAGCUUCCUCUGUUUUUGAACUGUAAAUGAUGGGUUCCUUUCUGCAAAUUAAUUGCUCUUGUCAUUUCUCUUGCCUAAGAACAUUUGCAAAAGGAAAAUCAAUUGUAAAACUAUUUCAGUACAGGAAAAAUACAACCAAGGCACAGAAUCUUAUUAUGGAAAAGAUAGCUGCAUGUGAAUAUAAUUCAAUGUCUUGUCAUAUGUUCUCUUUAGGAAACAACACAACAUUGCAAACAAGAAAUAAAUUGUCCUCCAAUACAAACCCAUUCUUGAUGCUUUUAAGAUGAAAAAAGAUAUAUAUACUUCUGGGCAUCUUACUGUUUAAUUAAAUAGCCUUUUAACUCACUUGAUUGAUUACAGAGUUCCAGAACAAGUGAAUGCAUUGUUAAUUUUUAAUCAAGCUGACUUUUAGUUUAGUACAAAUAUUUGCAGUAGUAUAUGAGAUCCCACAUUGUGUGUGGUCUUGCCAUAAUGAGUUUUAUUUCCUUGCAUCUCUGCACUUUAUUUGCCAAGUCAAUUGUGUUAUGAACAUGAGAACCAAAUCCAAAUAUGCCAUAGAAGUUUUUAAUAAUAACACUUUUGUAUUUUUACUGUGGUUAACAUCUGUUAAGAAUAUGAAUGUCUUUAUCUAGCUCCAAGAGUUUGUGGUGAAUGGCAGUAUGCCAUAUUCAAAUCUAUUGCAAUCUCCCUUAUUUGUUUCAUACAUUACAUUCACUAUAAUUGCCUCUUUCAACACUUAUAUUAAAAAUCAAAUCAGGUAGUUAGCAGAAGUUGGCAUUUACAUACAAUAUUUAGCAUAAUAUGGUGGGAUGUUUGGAUUUUUGUGCAAUGGCCACAUUUACCAGUUUCACAUUUUCAUCUAUAAUCUAGAUUAUCACUUAUCACUUAGAAUAAAAACACUAUUUGUGAGGAUGUUGAAGACCAUGCCUGACUAGCUUACACAGAAAGAAUCAUCUAUAACUAAGCUCAAAAGGGAUGAUAUUGUAUCUUACAAUGCCUGUGUGUAAUAACAAGCUAUGUGAAUUACUACACAAAGCUAAGUAAUGAACAAUUUAAAUAGGAGUUUUGUUAAUUCUAUAUUCAAAUAAUCUGUAACAAUACUAUCAAGUUUCAGGCUGAAUCUUUAGUAUUUUUUUUUAUAUCUGUUGGUUUUUUGAAGCCUAACUCUGCCGAGUUACAGUUCAAUCUUAGGCUGACUUUAAAAAUCCCAAAUCAGCUUUUCUUAUCCUGUACACCUGGAUUGCAGUUUAGGAUUUGUGUAGCUAGAGACUCAAACCAGGCUUACUCAGUAACUCAGAAAUGAAGACUAAACACAUUCAAUCUGUACUGUGAUGACAGUAAAAAUAUCAUCCAAAUUAUACAUUUCCAGUUUGCCAUUCUCAAGGGGCAAAUAAUGAGAAAUGGAGACUGCCGAUCAGACAUGAGAGUAUUCAUGAUUCUAUGGCCUAGUGGUUAGGGUACCCACUUGGGGCAAGGAGCCAGGUUUCUAAUUCUUGGUUUAGUGAAUAUUUCAUGAAAAAUAGGGAUAUAUUAGUUGUACAGGAUAUGGACCCCACAUCUUCCACGUGCUGUCCCUUAUUCUCCAUCCUUAGAAUUAAUAUACCUUAUAACAGUAGUUUUAAACUUUUUUCAUUCACAGACCCCCCCAAAAUUGAAUGAAGGUGAAUUGUAAGUAUGAGUAUUCACAUACUCUUGACUGAUCAUAGUCAUUUUUUGUGGACCUCUUAGAUAUAGACUGUGGACCCCAGGGGUCUGUGGACCACAGGUUGAAAACCACUGUUAUAUAAGACAAACGAAAUAAGUGCCACAAGAGAGACUGAGAGGGCACUGUUCUUACCUCAAAAUAUUCUUCAGCCUGGUUGGUAGGGCAUUUUCAUGGGAAAUGUAGGUUCAAAUGUCAUCGGACAGGAAAAAAGUGAAUUUGAGUCUAUUAGUAGGUAAGUGCUCUGUAACCAGAAGAUAAGGCUAAAGUCCUAGAGUCAGAAACUGGAAACCAUAAAACAAACCAGUGUCAGGAACUGGAAUCCUGAAUCUGAGAGAUGAUCAAAGUCAAGAAACAGGGAGACAAUAGUAAGGUCAGAACCUAGAGCCCAAGAAGCCAAACUAUGUAAUGGGAGCCAAAGAGUUGGAGCUGCUUACAGACUAGAAGCCUGAUAUGUUGCACAGCAUUAAUUGAUGCUAGGAUGGAGCCAAAUGGAUGACUAACAAAGACUGCCUUUCUCUGAACCCAGCUGAGACAGCUACUUGGUCAAUUGGGAAUCAAGGACUUUAACCUUACAUCUAAGUCCAAUGUUGUGACUCAGAACAUCCCCGCUCAGCUGCCACUUAUCCUGGAAGCAACUAAAUUUACUAGGUGACUUUUAGUUUGAGUUAAAAAUUCCCUUGGUGCCUUAUUUUUUAUUUCUUCUAAAAACUGACCCUGCCUAGCUUAUAUCUAACCCCAGAUAGGAAUCUAGAAUCUAGACAUUUUUCUACUUCCGUUGCUGAACUGGCCUUUCUUAGGGGACAGUGAGAAGUUACCUACUAGGCCUGCAUGAAGCUUCCAUUGCUGAUUCAAUUUGGAGGAGAUUUGGCUUGAUUUGGCAGCCAAAUCUCUGAAUCUGAAUCAAAUCAGGAGACCAAUAAACUGGUUUGAAUUGAUGUGAAGCCUCCAAAUUGAUUUGGAAAGAUUUGGAGAGCUUCAGAGAGAUUUGGAGAUUCAGGCAGUCUCCACUUGUCGCCGCAGGGAGUUGGACCUGGACUCCAUGCUGGUAAGUAAGGGGAGGGGGGGCUGGAGGUGGCAGGAGGGGACUAUGGGGGGACCCCCACCAGGCCCCAUCCCCUGCUUGCUCACCCAGCCCCACCUAUGGGUAUGCUGCCGAGCCCCAGCACUUAAAAAAAAGCCUCGCACUCACCAGCUUUUUUUUGUUUUUGUUUAAGUGCUGGGAUGCUUGGGCCAGGUGGGACAGCCAUUGAUGGGGCUGGGAGAGUAGACAGGGGAUGGGGCCUGUUCAAUUUGGAGAUUCAGAUGAUUCGACAGUGGCCAAAUCUCUGAAUCAGAUUCAGCCAAAUCAAUUCAGUACAGUGAUUAGAAUCACCGAAUUGAAUCGCUGUCCCCUGAAUCAGCUGAAUCUGAAUCCAAAGUAAAUACUAGCCACUUUGCACAGGCCUAUUACCUACCACACACUAACGGGAUUAGGCUGCACAAAAUGUAACUACAACUUGAAUAAAAAAGUGUCUACAUACCUGUUCUAUAGUAUCCUAGUGGUUACAGUCCAUGUCCAGGAACUGGCAGACAUUGUCUCCCCUCUUAGCAGGAAGGGUUGCAACCAACAUUUCUUGCCUCUGAGGUAUCCAGAUGUCACAAACCUCCUAUUAUUCAAGGGCUUUAGGGGGUGUCUUACAGGUUUGUUUAUGUUUGGUUUACUGAUAUAAUGUGCAUAGUCUCACUGGAAAGCCAAUAUUAUCCUGUAUCCAUUUAUGUUGCUUUUAUCAUUGUAUAGAUCAUGUUAUGCUGUCUGUAUAUAUAUUUACAAUUUGGGACAUUCUAUAGCCCAAAGAAAUGAGGAAUGUAUACUUGUGGAUAGGCAAAAUUGCUAUGCAGUAGCAUAAUUAGGAGUAGUUAAGUGGAGUACCAGCCCUGGAUGCUGACAUAUAGGGGACGCCAUUAUGGCCUCCUCUACCCAGGGGUCUUUGUCAUGGCAGGGGAAGCCCUGCACUGCUACCAGGCAUAGGAGCCAAGCAGGUGCAGCCCCAUGACCAACCGUCUAUCUUGGGUAGGAUUGUGAAAUGAUACCCUGACAGAAGCUUUGCCAUAGGGGCACAGCCCUGCCCCUGGUAGUUGGUACCAACAGGGCACCAGCAGCAGACCAUGGGGAAUCUACACUUCUGCCAAUUCUUCAGCAUCAGCAGCCCAAGUCUGUCCUGCUACAGCAGCAGCUACUGCUGCCACUCAAAUGAGGACAUCCCAGGAAGAUAAGACUAAUAUUCUUCUCCCUCUCCCACAAAUUUUCAAGUAACCAGCAUAAUUUCCCUGCUCUGUCCCCUCCCCCCCCCCCAAUCUCACUCACUGAAAAAGCACCCUACACCUCAGCUACUAAAUAUCUCUUGGCAUUUAGUUACUAGGGCAAGGACAAUUGUCACUCCCAAUCAACAUCAGAAGGGGCAACUGCUGUGAUGGAUACCCAAUGUAUUAUCUGUCUGUAAUGGUAAAAAACAACCCCACAAUAGCUAAGGCAUUUCAGAGUGAUGGGCCAUCAGCUAGAGGAAUUCCAGCUAUCUUCACAGGAAAGAAAUAUCAAGAAGAGCAAUGUUGCUGAUGUGGGUUGGCUGGGAGGUAUCUAGGGAGAUAUCUUGGAGACAGAUUGGGGAGGGAGGGUCUUUAAGUUAUUUUAGGCUUGGGGAGAGUCCAAGUCCUCAGUGGUCAUGGAUGGCAGGAUCAGCAGGAAGGCUGAUCCUUACAAAUACUUGCAGCACCCUCACAGGGGUAGGUGGUAGCCUGAUGAGAGGUUAAGACACUUUACUUGUCUUUUUUGUUCUGUUUCCAAACUUUAUGGUCAGUUUUCUUGUAUACUUUUCUCCUGUAUAAUAAAUCCUUUUGUUUUGUCUCCUUA